CUGCUGUCUGUCACCUUAUAAUAAUUAAUAUAUACACAUUACCUCGUUAAAAAAGAAAAACCAACGAGGAGGAAGCAGAGGCGGAGGCAGAGAGGCAGAGGCAAACCCUCUCCUCCUUAUCGCCAUUAGAGACUCCUUUCGUCACCGUUAGUGUUUUGCCGUCAAACAAGGUUUCAGGCACUUCUCCCCCAUGGCUUCGCAGCUAAUUCGUGAAUGGGUAGGGAUUCAGCAGUUCCCAGCCGCCACUCAGACCAAAUUGCUCGAGUUACUCGGCAAACUCAAGCAAGAGGAUGUCAGCACCUUGACAAUUCUCGUGAUGGGUAAAGGUGGUGUUGGUAAAUCGUCCACAGUUAACUCCAUCGUUGGUGAGAGGGCUGUUGCUGUUAGUGCAUUUCAGUCUGAAGGGCCAAGGCCCGUGAUGGUUUCGCGCACGAGGGCUGGAUUCAAUUUGCACAUCAUUGACACUCCUGGCCUCAUAGAAGGUGGAUAUGUCAACUUCCAAACUCUCGAGAUUAUCAAGCGCUUUUUGUUGGACAAGACAAUCGACGUUCUGCUCUAUGUGGACCGCCUAGAUACGUAUAGGGUGGAUAACUUGGACAAGCAGAUUGUUAAGGCUAUUACAGAUAGUUUUGGUAAAGAAAUAUGGAAAAGAGCUUUGGUUGUACUCACGCAUGCCCAGCUCUCGCCACCAGAUGGCUUGGAAUAUGAAGUAUUCUUCGCAAGAAGGUCAGAGGCUCUCCUUAAGGUUGUUCGGUCGGGAGCCAAGAUAAAGAGACAAGACACAUGGGGUGCAAACAUUCCUGUGGUGUUGGUUGAGAACAGCGGGAGGUGUAACAAGAAUGAAAAUGAAGAGAAGAUCCUCCCGAAUGGGACUGCUUGGAUUCCCAACCUGGUGAAGACAAUCACAGAUGUGACGUUAAAUGGAAGCAAGGCUAUAAAGGUGGACAAGAAGUUGAUUGAAGGGCCAAAUCCCAACAGAAAGUGGAAAGAAUUCAUACCUUUAAUUUUCGCCUUCCAGUAUUUCUUCAUCAUUAAACCAAUUCAAAAAGCGAUCAAGAAUGAUAUAGCAAGAGAGGCUAGACCAGCGUGGGAGAUGCGGGAUACGGGUUCACCACUCCGAAAGUACUGAUUGGGAUGGCAUAGAUAUCUGAAGCACAUGCCUGGUGUUAUGAAUUGCUCGAGGCUGAUGAUCAGAUGUGUGUUUUCUGGUGUUUGCUUUUGCUUAUAUGGUUUUAUUAGUUGUAAUCGGCGGAUGGAAGUAAAUUUUCUAGAGAGGAUUGAUUGUUUUGAACUUGCACAAACUAAGAAAGUCCAGGCUAUUGAAUUCCGCUUCUUUCAAAGAGGACGUAUCUGUCUUGCACCUCAAGAACACUUUUUUGUGUCAAAUGGAUCUGUCUUGUGGAUCGAGAGCAAAUGGCCGGCAAUGGAGGAUCGGUUUGCAGGAGAAAGAACAAUUCCCAUUUGAUUGAUUU
This is a messenger RNA of Punica granatum (pomegranate), 1472 nucleotides long. NCBI's taxonomy places the organism in Eukaryota, Viridiplantae, Streptophyta, Magnoliopsida, Myrtales, Lythraceae. The record is from RefSeq and is a predicted model, not a curated record.